Messenger RNA from Vigna unguiculata (cowpea), 1098 nucleotides. NCBI's taxonomy places the organism in Eukaryota, Viridiplantae, Streptophyta, Magnoliopsida, Fabales, Fabaceae. The record is from RefSeq and is a predicted model, not a curated record.
AUGGUAAGGACUCAGUGGGGUUCUGGAUUGAUUGGCGCCUGGCGGUGGGAUAGGCUCCGCCAGGCGGCGGCGAUACGAACAGUGGCUCCUGGACCAGCGUCUGCCUGGCGGUGUAGACUGUUCCGCCAGGCGGUGGUUGCAGACUUUGUGAGUUUGAGGCGCUUGGCGCCUGGCGUUGAUGGACUUAGUAGGGUGUUCUACAAGGUUUCUGGUAGUGCUUCAGAGGUGAGCUAUAAUAUGUGGCGUGCACGAGCUAUGGCUAACAGGAGGAGGAGGAACCCCGCUGGAGCUGAUGACAUAGCUCAGGCGAUCCAUCGUAUGGUGGACGCGAUGCAGCCCAUAGCGGCGCCACCCAGAGCUGUAGUGGCACCUACUCGGCCAGCAUCUAUGGAGGAUUUCAUGAAACACCGGCCGGCCAAGUUCUCUGGCAAGGCCACUCCUGACGAGGCAGAUGCCUGGAUGCGGGAAUGUGAGAAGAUCUGUAGGGUGCUGGGAUGCACAGAUGAGCAGAGACUGUUGUUUGUCACGUUUCUUCUGGUGGCAGACGCAGAGUAUUGGUGGCAGGGGAUGCAGCAGUUGAUGCAGACCAGUGGGGAGCAGGUGACGUGGACUGCCUUCAGGACGAGGUUCCUGGAGAAGUACUUUCCCGACAGUGCGAGGCACGAACGGGAGGCAGAGUUCCUUACUCUUCAGCAGGGGACCAUGACUGUGGCGGCCUACAUAGAGAGGUUCGAAUAUCUGGCGCGUUUCUACACUCCAGUAGUCACCGAGGAGUGGAGGUGUAGGAGAUUUGAGGGCGGAUUAAAACAUGAGAUACGCCGCUUCAUUGUGCCGCUUCGGAUUAGAGAGUUUCCAGUUUUGGUCGAGCAGGCCAAAACUGUGGAGCAGUUGGAGACCGGGUCGAGUAGUGGAGGGAAACAGCAGAGGACUACUCCAGAUGUCAGACCUCAGAGGAAACCUUAUAGCAGACCGCCGACUACCUGGGGAAUGUUACGGUGUUAUAACUGUGGCGGGGAACACUUGAGGAGGGAUUGUACUAAACCGGCCAGCAGUACAGGUGGAGGCAGUAGUACUGGUAGGUGUUACGUAUGCCAGUAG